Aspergillus mulundensis is the source of this 861-nucleotide messenger RNA. Its product is annotated as class II fructose-bisphosphate aldolase. Gene Ontology annotation, molecular function: zinc ion binding; aldehyde-lyase activity. Gene Ontology annotation, biological process: carbohydrate metabolic process. The record is from RefSeq and is a predicted model, not a curated record. Lineage: Eukaryota; Fungi; Ascomycota; Eurotiomycetes; Eurotiales; Aspergillaceae. Bases 1 to 861 code for a protein of 286 amino acids. The transcript has a single exon.
AUGCCCCUCACCAAACCCAACCCGGCCCUCUCAAUCCUCACCCACGCCUCGGCCAACAACUACGCCAUCCCCGCAAUGUGCGUCUACAACCUCGAAGGCAUCCUCGCCACCGUCCGCGCCGCCUCCGCAAAGCGCUCCGCCGCAAUGAUCCAGCUCUUCCCCUGGGCCCUGCACUACGCCGACGGCCUGCUCGUGCACGCCGCCGCCGAAGCCGCCCGCGCCGCCGACGUCCCCGUAACGGUAUCCAUGGACCACGCGCAAAGCCCCGAGAUCAUCCGACGCGCCGCGGACAUCGGCGGGUUCGACAGCAUCAUGGUCGACAUGAGCCAUUACGAGAAGAGCGAGAAUCUCCGCCUUACGCGGGAGCUGGUUGCGUAUUGCCACGAGCGCGGGAUCGCGACGGAGGCGGAGCCCGGACGGAUUGAGGGUGGUGAAGACGGGGUUGCGGAUACAGCUGAUCUGGAGGGGAUGCUGACGACGCCUGAGGAGAGCGAGGAGUUUGUGGACACGGGGAUUGAUUGGCUUGCGCCGGCGUUUGGGAAUGUGCAUGGGGAGUAUGGGCCCCGGGGCAUCCAGCUUGAGUAUGACCGGCUCAAGAGCAUCCAUGACAAGGUUGGGGAUCGGGUGCAGCUUGUGCUACAUGGGGCGGAUCCGUUCACGGAGGAGAUCUUCCGCAAGUGCAUUGAGUGUGGGGUUAGCAAGGUGAAUAUCAACAAGGUGCUGAAUAAUGAGUAUGUGAGGGUUCAGCGGGAGAAGGCGGGAAAAGUGCCGCUGACGCAGUUGCUGGAGGAGGCGACGGAUGAGAUGCAGAAGGCUGUGGAGAGAUGUAUGGAUAUGCUGGGUAGUUCGGGGAGGUAUUGA